AUGGCUAGUUCUUCAAAAACCAUUAAUGCAGAUAAGCAAAGAAAACGAAGAAAAAAUCUAUCACUCAAAAACAAAGUUGAUAUCAUUAGAAGAAAAGAUACUGAUGUAAAAUUAAAUGAUGAAAAACUGGCUGUAGAGUUUGGUGUAGAACGUUCCACUAUAAGUGGCAUUCUUCGGAAUAAAGAGAAAUUUCUACAGUUGCAUGCAGAUGCUAAGAGUUCAGAUCUGAAAAAAAUUCAAAAUAUUCCAGUUUCCCAAGAUUUGUUAAAAAUGAAGGCAGUUGAACUUUAUAAUAAGGCUAUAAAACAGGGUGCACAAUUUCCUAAUUUUGAAACAUCAAACGGGUGGUUGGAAAAGUUUCAGAAUCAAUAUAACAUUUGUUGCAAAACUAUCACUGGUAAAAGUGAAUCCAUAUGUCUUGACCAAGUAGAGAAUGGAAGAAAAGAAUUGCAACAAAUAAUAGCUACGUUUAACAUAGAUAAUGUUUACAAUGAAGAUGAAACAGGACUCUUCUUCCAUUUAGGUCUAAACAAAACACUUGUAUCAAAAGUAUUACAAUGGAUUCAUGAGUUAAAUGAAGGACAAGAAAUGAAAAAACCAAAUAUUAAAAAAGCGAUUGAAAUAGUUGCAGAUGCUUGGAACAAUGUAAAACAGGAGACAAUAAAGAACUGCUGGUUAAGCACAGGAAUAUUAACUGCAGAAAUGAUACAUGCCAAUACAGAUAAUAUGAAGACUGAUGAAGCCGAUAAUGAUAUAGUUGAAUUGAUUUCAGCUUUAGAUAGUCUUAGCAUUGUAGAACCCUCAAUAGAUAAUUUGACAGCGAAUGAAUAUAUUGAGAUAAAUAAUAAUUUGGUUAGUGCAGAGUUAUCUACAGAUGACGAACUCAUUGAAGAAAUUCUUUUGACUGAAGGAGUCUUACACCCGACACAAGUAGAUAUGGAAGAUUCAAGUGAGAAAGAAGAAGAAAGCAUUUCUGUAAAGGUGGGAAGAGAAGCACUUGUAACAGCCAAGAAGUUUUUAGAACAAAGAGAAUUUAUAACAGAAAAUGAUAUAAGAUAUAUUCGCAAUAUAAUUAAGCACUUAAAUAAAACAGUAGAAAUGUCAAAAUGUUAA
Acaulospora morrowiae is the source of this 1113-nucleotide messenger RNA. Lineage: Eukaryota; Fungi; Glomeromycota; Glomeromycetes; Diversisporales; Acaulosporaceae. The record is from the annotation of a GenBank genome assembly.